GAAGAAGAUGGACAGGAUCUGCGAUGCUUGGCACUGCAAGUUUGGUGGAAUAGCACAAGAAUGAUGACCACCGACACAACCACUGAUUGUGCGCAGCGAAAGCAAGAGGGAAGACAACGCGGAGUUGCUGGUACACCCGGCCAGCCCACCAAGUCCAUGUUAAACUUGAGCUGACCAGAAAGACGUCCUGAAACUGAAAAUCAACCCCAAAAUGCUCAAUUUUCAGAAGCUGUCUCUUCUAUGGAUGCUGCUGUUUCUGGUAGGGAAUCCUGCGACCGGCAAGAACCACUUCGCCGAUAAAUGUGGCAACGUUCGCAUUCAAUUUCCAUUUUAUCUCAGAAAUAAAAACUUGAAUCACACCACCGACUACCCGCCUGAGUUCGGUCUGUUAUGCACCCAACAAACAAUUCUGGAGCUGCCUGCCCUUCCAAUACAAUUGUUUGUCACAGAAAUUGGUUACGAAUAUAUGCUAAUUAGAGUAUAUGACCCCCAAAAUUGCCUUAAUGAUCAAAUUUUGAAACUCGGCAAGGCUUCCAUCUCUCCAUUCCGAUUUCGCACAGAUGAUACCAAGUCUCACGUUUCCGUCUUCCAAUGCGAUUCCUCGUGCCCAAUUUUUGUAGGAGGAUCCGACAUCGUCUCCACUGACCCCCAAUUGGUAUCCUGCACGAAGCUGAAAGAUGUUUACGUCGAAGGGUGGGCUUGGUACAAUGGGGGUAGGUUUGUUAUGGAAUGGUCAAAACCUGACUGUGGAGACUGUGAAGCACAAGGCCAAAAAUGUAAAUGGAAGAAUGGUACUAACGGUGCGACUGAAUGUUAUUCUAGCCAAACAAAAAGGAUUCCCACGUCAACUGUCGUCCGCAUUGCUGCAGGAAUAGGUGGUUUCAUGCUUUUGCUGCUAUCGGUCAUGGCAUUGUUUUAUACAUAUGACUUCUAUAAGAAGAGAGGAGAAGACCAGGCUCGAAUAGAGAAAUUCUUGGAGGAUUACAGGGCAAUGAAGCCUACCAGGUUCACUUACGCUGACAUCAAGAGAAUCACAAAUGGUUUUAGUGAGAGUUUAGGGGAAGGAUCUCAUGGAGCAGUGUUCAAAGGAAUGCUCUCUAGUGAAAUUCUUGUUGCUGUGAAGAUACUCAAAGACACAGUGAUAGAUGGAAAGGAUUUCAUAAAUGAAGUCAGAGCCAUUGGGAAAAUUCAUCACGUUAACAUUGUUCGCCUGCUUGGUUUCUGUGCAGAUGAGUUCCACCGUGCUCUUGUCUACGAUUUCUUUCCAAAUGGGUCGUUGCAGAGAUUCUUGGUUCAACCGGACAACAAGGAUGUUUUCCUUGGUUGGGAGAAGUUGCAACAAAUUGGUCUUGGUGUUGGGAAAGGGAUUGAGUAUCUCCACCUUGGUUGUGAUCAUAGAAUUCUUCACUUUGACAUUAAUCCUCACAAUGUUUUGUUAGAUGACCUUUUUGUCCCAAAAAUCACUGAUUUUGGCUUAGCCAAGCUGUGUCCCAAAAAUCAGAGCACGGUGUCGAUGACUGCAGCCAGGGGAACUUUGGGCUACAUUGCCCCCGAGGUUUUCUCUCGGAACUUUGGUAAUGUGUCUUACAAGUCUGACAUUUACAGCUAUGGGAUGUUGCUACUAGAAAUGGUUGGAGGAAGAAAGAAUACAAAUGUGUCAGUUGAGGACAGUUUCCAAAUUCUGUACCCAGAGUGGAUCCAUAACUUGGUGGAAGGAAAAGAUGUGCAAAUUAGCGUUGAGGAUAAUGCAGAUGCUAAAAUUGCCAAGAAACUUGCCAUUGUAGGACUUUGGUGCAUUCAGUGGAACCCAGCAGAUCGUCCUUCCAUGAAAACUGUGGUACAAAUGCUUGAAGGCGAUGGAUGUGAGUUAGUAGCACCCCCUUCUCCUUUUCAUAUUUCUGGUUCUUCUACAACAAAUACCAUUUUUCCGGCAAGGCGUCAAAAUUUUGAGUUGGAGGUUAUUCAUGAAAUAGAAGAAAACAGUGUCGAUCACUUUUAGGUUUCCUUCAAAUGCUAUCUCGCAUAUUUUAUUGGAGUUUUUAAGCUUCAUCAGUACUGUUGAUAUUUUAAUUAUUAUCCAUGUAAACUUGUUAAUCAACUUGUUUAAUUAUUACGAUCAGUCAUGAUUAAUUUUCAUUAGCUUCAACUUCAACGUACUCUCAGAAUUGAAAUUCUCAUAAUUGAAAUUCUUAGAGUUGAUUGACUUGUA
Molecule: messenger RNA, 2209 nt
Organism: Vigna radiata var. radiata (mung bean)
Lineage: Eukaryota; Viridiplantae; Streptophyta; Magnoliopsida; Fabales; Fabaceae
Product: rust resistance kinase Lr10-like
Exons: 3
Coding region: 212-1999 (595 amino acids)
Biological process (GO): protein phosphorylation
Molecular function (GO): protein kinase activity; polysaccharide binding; ATP binding
Source: RefSeq, a predicted model, not a curated record